Molecule: messenger RNA, 752 nt
Organism: Magnolia sinica
Lineage: Eukaryota; Viridiplantae; Streptophyta; Magnoliopsida; Magnoliales; Magnoliaceae
Product: AP2-like ethylene-responsive transcription factor CRL5
Exons: 2
Coding region: 266-691 (141 amino acids)
Source: RefSeq, a predicted model, not a curated record
UGGUAUUAUCGGCACUUAAAUCCUGAGAAAUUUUACUUUUGCUCUUGUACUUAUUGGUCAUAUGCUUUCUAGUAUUGGAAAUUCAUGCAAUUUUGGUGGUUUAAAUAAGCUAGCCAGAUUAACUAUACAUGUUAUUAUUUUAUGAGCUUAUUACUAUACUGUUGUAAAAUUUUCCUUCGUAAGGUUCAAAAGAUUGUGUAUUUAUCAUCUAAUCUAUUCAUAAGAUCACAUAAAUAACUGGUUGGGUUUCUCACUCUCUCCUCACAUGAACAUGGAUGCAUCUACAGACCCACAUCAGCAUCAUUAUCAUUACCACCGUUAUCAGCAACAUCAUCAUCAUUAUCAUCAAACACAAGUUGCAGCUGCUGCUUCUCCUGCAAUUCCAACUAGCUUCUUUCUAGCUCCUCAAAUGGAAACACAAGGUGGGGCCCUUUACUCCCAGUUGUCUGUAAUGCCACUGAAAUCUGAUGGCUCCCUUUGUAUCAUGGAAGCUCUUACAAGAUCACAACAAGGAGUGAUGCCAGCUUGCUCUCCCAAGCUUGAAGAUUUCUUGGGUGGUGCAACCAUGGGAGCUAACCAGUACGGAUCAAUUGACAGGGAAGCUCAUAGGCCUUCUUUAUUUGUGAAAUUGGAAGUUGGAAUUGAAAUUGAAAUGUGUACUAGAAAAGAAGGAAAAGAUUAUUGUGUGUGAAUCAUUGUCUUUUUCUUCUAUUUGUGUAAUUAUCUAGCAUAUAAUACAAGUAGAUUACAUA